This is a messenger RNA of Macrosteles quadrilineatus (aster leafhopper), 1512 nucleotides long. RefSeq names its product venom protease-like. Lineage: Eukaryota; Metazoa; Arthropoda; Insecta; Hemiptera; Cicadellidae. The coding region runs from base 140 to 1324 and encodes 394 amino acids. Gene Ontology annotation, biological process: proteolysis. The record is from RefSeq and is a predicted model, not a curated record. Gene Ontology annotation, molecular function: serine-type endopeptidase activity. The transcript is spliced from 7 exons.
CGGUCUUACUCUGUGGAGGUUUCUCCUCACAGUGUUACUCUGUGUCAGUGUCAGUGUUGUGGCGGUCACUAACGACUCUAGUGCUAACGAUGACUGAUAACAGAGCUAUCACGAUGUCUCCUCGGUCAGUGUCUUCGUGAUGAUGUCCCCCAGGAUCUCCCCGCUACCGCUCCUCCUGCUCACGGUCCUGCUGCUGUCCUCCGUCCUGGGAGAUGCCGACGAUCGGGAGGAAAGGAGAUUCCUCCAGAACCUUUUCAACAGAAGACCAACCCCUGUCGAGCGGGAGGAUAGAUCCUGUAGUUGUACUUGCGGGGAGAGGAACGAUGCCACGAGGAUUGUCGGAGGGAAGCCCGCCGGCGCCAACGAGUUCCCCUGGAUAGUCCGGCUCUCCUACUUCAACCGCUUCUACUGCGCUGGCAUGCUGAUAAACGACCGCUACGUGCUGACGGCAGCCCACUGUGUCAAGGGGUUCAUGUGGUUCAUGAUCAAAGUGACGUUUGGAGAGCACGACCGUUGUGACAAGAGUCUCAAGCCAGAGUCUAGAUUUGUCCUGCGGGCCAUCACAGGAGACUUCAGCUACCUCAACUUUGAUAACGACAUCGCGAUCUUGCGUCUCAACGACCGUGUGCCGAUGACAGAGACCAUCCGACCCAUCUGUCUGCCGAAGAAUCCUGAGAACCUUUACGUGGGCAAGAAAGCCAUCGCCUCGGGCUGGGGAACGCUCAAGGAGGAUGGCAAGCCAGCGUGUAUCCUACAAGAGGUGGAGGUGCCUGUAAUGAGCAACAUGGACUGCAAGAAGACAAACUACAGUGAGAAGAUCAUCUCUGACAACAUGCUGUGUGCUGGAUAUCCAGAGGGCCUCAGGGAUUCUUGUCAGGGAGACAGCGGUGGCCCACUCAUCAGGGAGAAAGAAGACAAGCGGUACGAACUUAUAGGAGUAGUGUCCUGGGGAAACGGGUGUGCCAGACCAGGAUUCCCUGGUAUUUACACCAGGGUAACCCGCUUCCUGGACUGGAUAAGGAGCAACACGGCGGGAGGCUGCUGGUGCGAGGACCCCUCGGACAAGGAAGGGACCUCUGGAAGUAACCAGCAGCCAGGGACCUCCGGGAGUUCUCAGGAAUCAGGAACAUCUGGGAGUUCUCAGGAAUCAGGAGCUUCCGGGAGUGACCUGGCAUCGCCGUUACAGGAGGUCGUGGUAGUAAACCCAGAAGAAUCAGAAACAUCAUCCACAGUCAAACCUACCGAAGAAACUGUAGAUAAGAACCCUCAGACUAUGACUGAGAAACCGAGCAAAACUGAAGCCCAAAAAGGACCUACUAGAUAGCAAAGAGACCAUUUCUAUUCAAGUUACAUGAACCGAUUGACCAAAUAAGCUGACAAAUUCGAUAUGCAAACAGGCCAAGUAAAGUAUAAAGGUCAGUUCGAGCUUAUUUUUACAAGAUCCAACAAUAAAAAAAAAAUGUGUCUUUCAUUAACUUACAUGAUAAAACCUUCCUGUUAAAUCAGAGAACA